Messenger RNA from Drechmeria coniospora, 2445 nucleotides. RefSeq names its product Vid27 family protein. Gene Ontology annotation, cellular component: nucleus; cytoplasm. Gene Ontology annotation, molecular function: protein binding. The transcript is spliced from 2 exons. Lineage: Eukaryota; Fungi; Ascomycota; Sordariomycetes; Hypocreales; Ophiocordycipitaceae. The coding region runs from base 1 to 2445 and encodes 814 amino acids. The record is from RefSeq and is a predicted model, not a curated record.
AUGUUCGUCCUGCGCAAUGUCGGCAAGCUGAUCUUCGGUUCAAGCAUUCAGGAGUCCCUCGUCGACCUUCCCCAGGGCCAGCUGUAUCUCGUCCGCCCGCUCUCCCCCAAGGGCUACUCGGAGCUCAUCUUCCGAGAUUCCGCCAUCCGCAUCCGCCGCACGAACCAAGAUUUUCACUACCAGCUCGUCGUCCAGCGUGUCUUUGAGGAGGGCGAGGCCGAGCUUCUCACCGAGGAAGAAGGCGACGACGCCGAGAUCGAUGCCCUCGCUGCCGAGCGUGACGAAAAGACCUUUCUCCUCGACGAGGCCCUGCACUUCCGCGUCGAGAUUCGGCAGGGCGGCGACAAGGUCCUGGCUUGGACCGACUUGAGCGGCGAUACCGGCGACGUCUAUGAGUUUGUGUGCGACCAGAAAGUCACCGAGGCCCAGGUCCAGCAGUUUGUCCGCGUCUCCCGAGAGUGCCAGUACGAGCGCAAGUACCGCAAGCCGCAUACCACCGCUUCCGACGAGGACCUCGAGCAGUUCGAGUUCCGCGAGGAGGAUCCCAUCCCGCCCGCCAGCCCUCUUCACAGUCCGACUCUCACCCGCUCCAUCAAUUCCGUCGACGAAAUGGCCGAGCAUAGGGCUGGUGUGAGCACGUCCGCCCAGCGGUCCGACACGGCUCUCUUGUCCGUCCCGAAGCCAGCGAAGCCAGCCGUGGAAUCGCAAUCACAACGCCCGGUACGAGACACUCCUCCGAAGCCCAUCGAGAUUUACGCCGCCGUCACCGCCGAGCUGCAUCUCUUUGACCCCCAGCCCGGUCAUUUUGCCUUGGUCGACGACUCCGUCAUUGCCACCGUGUCCGAGGUCGGCAAGUGGGAAUACUGGCUGCAGAUCGAUGGCAAGGAGAAGUCUUGGCUAGGUACCCCAGUCGUCGCCGAGUUCAAUCCCGUCUUCGACUUUGAGUAUCUCUCGUUCGUCUUCAACCACUUCAGCGACGACGGCACCGCCCGAUCAUGGCUCCUGCGCUUCAAGGACCAGCCAACGCUGGAGAAUUUCCAAGGCGCGGUCAUGCAAGCCAUCUGGGAGAGGCUCAACGAGACCAAGUGGGCCAAGAUUCAAGAAAAGGAGCGCGAGUAUGUUCUCGACUCCUUCGGAGACUUGAACAUGGAGGAUGCCCCGCCCGAGGAGGAGCAGGAGGAAGACGAGGAGGAGGUGGAGAGUGAUGAGGAAGUGGAGGAGGGCAUCCGUAGUGAGGAGUACGAUUCGGACGACGACGAAGCGGCCGAGGACAAGAAGGAGGGCGAGGUCAACUCGCAGCUUGCUGUCGGCUACAAGCACGACCGCUCCUUCGUCGUUCGCGGAUCCAAGAUUGGCGUCUUUUCCCACACCUCCGACAACCGCCUCAAGUUCUCGACCAACAUCUCCAAGGUCAUGACGCCAAACGGCAAGCUCAUGAGCCCCAAGAAGGUCAUGCUCCACAGCGAGGACCGAGACCUCAUCAUCCAGAACAACAUCGAUCCGAACAAGCUAUACCGGAUGGAUCUGGAGUACGGCAAGGUGGUGGAUGAGUGGAACGUGCACGACGACAUCCCCGUCGUCAACUUUGCGCCAGAAAACAAAUUUGCCCAGAUGACGUCAGAGCAGACCUUCCUGGGCGUUUCCCAUAACGCUCUGUACCGCAUCGACCCUCGUCUGUCGGGCAACAAGCUCGUCGAUACCGACAUGAAGCAGUACGCGUCCAAGAACGACUUCUCCGCCCUCGCGACGACGGAAAAGGGCUACAUCGCCGUGGCGAGCAACAAGGGUGACAUCCGUCUCUUCGAUCGUCUCGGCAUCCGAGCCAAGACCCAGCUGCCUGCACUGGGCGACCCGAUCACGGGAAUGGACGUUUCGGCCGACGGCCGGUGGAUUCUCGGAACGACGAAGAACUACCUCUUGCUCGUCGACGCUCAGCAGCAGGGCGGCAAGAACGAUGGCAAGCUCGGCUUCGAAAAGCCGUUUGCUGCCGACUCCAAACCUCACCCCCGCCGUCUCGCGCUCACGCCCGAGCAUGUCGCGCAGUUCUACCACGAGAUGGGCAAGCCCAUCUCCUUCACGCCCGCCAAGUUCAAUACCGGCGAGGGCACCGAGGAGACGAGCAUCAUCACCGCCACCGGGCCUUACAUCAUCGAGUGGAAUCUGAAACGGAUCCUGCGCGGCGUCAAGGGCGCCUACAAGAUCAAGCGCUACGAGGAGGAGGUCAAGGCCGAUGACUUCAAGUUUGGAUCCGACAAGAACGUCAUCGUCGCGCUUCCGAACGAGGUGAACAUGGUGGCGAAGCAGAGCUUCCGGAAGCCGACGCGGGAGAGCAUCAUUGGAGACAUCCGGCUCAGCGGUGGACGGAGAAGCUCGGCGAGGAUUGGAAAUCUGGACAGUGGACGGUACAAGCUCGGCAGAGAUGAUAUUGUCAACUCGCCGUACUAG